UUACAACAUUCUAAGUUUUUUUCCCCAACUUUAUCCUCUUUCCUCAGUCACCGGAAUUCAUGGCUUCGCCGGAAAACGACAUUUACCGGCCAUUUCUACAAAACAAUGUAACAUCAUUAUCACCACAAUUAUCCGAAACUCACAAUUUCGAAUCAAGCAACGAGCUCGAAACUGUGCUAUUGGACACUGAAAUACCUCUCUGGAGUAAACUCCGAUUAGCGACAUGGAUCGAAAUGAAGUUCCUCUUCUUCCUUGCUGCUCCAGCGGUUAUGGUUUACAUGAUUAAUUACAUCAUGUCUAUGUCUACUCAGAUAUUCUCCGGUCACUUGGGUAAUCUUGAGCUUGCUGCUGCUUCACUUGGAAAUACUGGGAUUCAAGUCUUUGCUUAUGGUCUUAUGUUGGGCAUGGGAAGUGCAGUGGAAACACUAUGUGGUCAAGCAUUUGGGGCAAAGAAAUACGAUAUGCUUGGAGUUUAUCUUCAAAGAUCGACAGUUCUGUUAACUCUAACAGGAAUUUUACUCACCAUAAUGUACAUUUUCUGCAAGCCGAUUCUAAUAUUUCUAGGCCAAACUGAGAGAAUUGCAGCAGCAGCAGCGUUAUUUGUGUACGGUUUAAUCCCUCAGAUAUUUGCCUACGCCAUUAAUUUUCCGAUUCAGAAAUUCCUUCAAGCUCAGAGCAUUGUAGCCCCGAGUGCCUACAUCUCCGCUGCAACGUUAGUGUUGCAUUUGGGGUUGAGCUGGGUGGUGAUUUUUAAGAUCGGGCUCGGAUUACUUGGGGCGUCAUUAGUGUUGAGUUUGUCAUGGUGGAUAAUUGUUAUAGGCCAAUUUGUGUACAUUGUGAAGAGUGACAAGUGUAAACAGACAUGGAAAGGGUUCAGUUGGAUGGCGUUUACCGGCUUGCCGGAGUUCUUCAAGCUAUCGGCGGCCUCGGCAGUGAUGCUGUGCUUGGAGACUUGGUACUUUCAGAUUGUGGUGUUGCUUGCUGGCUUGCUUGAAAAUCCUGAAGUGGCUUUGGAUGCUCUUUCUAUUUGCAUGUCAAUUUCUGGUUGGGUCUUCAUGAUAUCAGUUGGAUUCAAUGCAGCAGCAAGUGUGAGAGUGAGCAAUGAACUAGGAGCAAGGCAUCCCAAAUCAGCAGCUUUUUCUGUUGUCGUGGUUACAUCGUGGUCUUUCAUUCUCUCAAUGAUUGCUGCAGUCAUCGUUCUUGCAUUGCGUAAUCUCAUCAGUUAUGCCUUCACUGAAGGUGAAGUCGUGGCUGAAGCUGUCUCGGAUCUUUGUCCAUUGCUUGCGCUUUCCCUCAUCCUCAACGGAAUUCAGCCCGUCUUGUCAGGUGUGGCCGUUGGCUGUGGAUGGCAAGCCUUCGUGGCCUAUGUCAAUAUAGGCUGCUAUUACAUUGUCGGAGUUCCAUUGGGUGUUCUUCUCGGCUUUUACUUCAAACUUGGCGCUAAGGGAAUAUGGUCAGGAAUGCUGGGAGGUACAGUGAUGCAAACAAUCAUUUUAAUAUGGAUCACCGCUCGAACUGAUUGGAAUAAAGAGGUGGAAUCAGCUCAGAGUAGGUUGAAAAUGUGGGAUGACAAGAAAGAAUCAAUUCUAGAGGAAUAGAUGAAUUUAGGAUGGACAAAAAGGAGGUUCAUGCUAAGGGAUUUUCCCAUGUUUUCUCUAACAAAUGGGGUUUCCACAAAGCUAAUAAUGCAGUAAUAAUACCAAUUUUUGAAUGAAGAUGAUCAAGAAUCAAGAUUAAUUAUGAAGUUGAUAUAGAAAUUGUAGUCAAGGUCCAAAAAAUAUUUCCCACCCAAUGCACCCAUUUAAGAUGUAACUUGCCACUGAUUUUUUGUUGUAAUGAUGGCUUCUUUGGACAUAGGGAGAUAUGAGUAUAUGUAUGUUAAUUAUCUAUACAAGUGGAUGAACUAGUGAGGGAGUUUGAAGCUCAAUUUCAUUAUUGGGUAACUAUAGUAAAUUCCUGUAAUGAGCCAAGGAUGGCACAUGCCAAAGUCAUGAUUGAAAUUGUCGCUUGUUUGAAAUGUUUUGUUAUGAAAUAAAAUUGUAUCGUUGCUAUUA
Solanum tuberosum (potato) is the source of this 2054-nucleotide messenger RNA. Its product is annotated as protein DETOXIFICATION 40. Lineage: Eukaryota; Viridiplantae; Streptophyta; Magnoliopsida; Solanales; Solanaceae. Bases 60 to 1598 code for a protein of 512 amino acids. The record is from RefSeq and is a predicted model, not a curated record. The transcript is spliced from 7 exons. Gene Ontology annotation, molecular function: xenobiotic transmembrane transporter activity; antiporter activity. Gene Ontology annotation, cellular component: membrane. Gene Ontology annotation, biological process: xenobiotic detoxification by transmembrane export across the plasma membrane.